AUGAAAAUUGCUUCACUUUCAAUUAUCCAGAGUCCACCAAUCGAUUACUUUGAUGUAUUUAAAGAAUCAAAAGAGCAAAAUUUCUAUGAGUCACAGGAAUCUGUCAUUGCUUUAUGUACUUACCUGCAACAAUUGAUAAAAACUAUUGAAGACCUAGAUGAAAAUCAGCUGAAAGAUGAGUUUUUUAAACUUCUGCAGAUUUCACUGUGGAGAAAUAAGUGUGAUCUGUCUCUCUCAGGUGGAGAAAGUAGUUCUCAGAAGACCGAUGUACUAAAUUCAUUGGAAGACCUAAAACCUUUCAUUUUAUUGAAUGAUAUGGAACAUCUUUGGUCAUUGCUUAGCAAUUGCAAGAAAACAAGAGAAAAAGUUUCUGUUACUAGAGUGUAUAUUGUUCUCGAUAAUUCUGGGUUUGAGCUUGUUACAGAUUUAAUAUUAGCCAACUUCUUGUUGUCCUCUGAACUGGCUACUAAGGUUCAUUUUUAUGGAAAAACAAUUCCAUGGUUUGUUUCUGAUACUACUAUACAUGAUUUUAAUUGGUUAAUUGAACAGGUAAAACAUGGUAAUCAUAAGUGGAUGUCCAAGUGUGGGGCUGACUGGGAAGAGUAUGUUAAAAUGGGUCAAUGGGUUUACCACGAUCAUAUAUUUUGGACUCUGCCUCAUGAGUUCUGUGCAAUGCCUCAGGUUGCUCCCGACUUAUAUGCUGAACUACAGAAGGCACAUUUAAUUUUAUUCAAGGGUGAUUUGAAUUACAGGAAGUUGACAGGUGACAGAAAAUGGGAGUUUUCUGUUCCAUUUCAUCAGGCUCUGAAUGGCUUCCAUCCCGCACCCCUCUGUACCAUAAGAACAUUAAAAGCUGAAAUUCAGGUUGGUCUGAAGCCUGGGCAAGGGGAACAGCUCAUGGCCUCUGAGCCCUGCUGGUGGACCAGUGGAAAGUAUGGAAUAUUUGAGUACGAUGGUCCCCUUUGACUUGAUUUAGGAGCUCUCAGUUGCAUAGAAAGAUCUGACGAGCACCUUUUCAUCCCCAGAAAAGGAGCGCGUGAAUUGAGUCACCUGGCGGCUGGCUCUGUACCCACUCUGGGAAGCUUGGCUUCUCCGUGCCCAUCUACAUGCACUGGAUGAUUUUUCUUUUUAACAUUUUGCCCCACUACACUGUUUUGGGGAUAGAUGGGUUAAGCAAGUUACAGAUAAUUACAUUUAUAUUGGAAUUUUAGCAACUUUUUUUCAGGUUAAAUACAUCAUUUCAAGUGCUUUUAAUGUGUUUUUAAUUGGCUAGGAAGCAAAAAAUAAGCAAGUUCUGCUUUUAGUUAGUUAACCCUAUUCUUUUCUUAAAUAGUACACUGCAUGGUAUUUAAUAUUCCAGGAAGCAUGGAAUUUUAUUUUGCUUGAUUUUGGGCUCAUGAAAUAAUAGCUCCGUGAAAAUGCACAUCUUAAUGACUCUCUGUAAAGAGGCAUUCCUUACAACUGUGAUGUUUCCUCACAUAAAAGUUACCUCAUAAGUUAAUUCUAACUUUUAUUCUCCUUGAAUUUUAUUUCAUUUCAAUAGCUUGUUUCAUUUGCACACCUUUGUAUUUUGAUUGAUCUGUAGAAUAGAUGUUAGGAAACCCAGAAUUGAACACAGUGAAAUAAAUGGUAUUUUAAGAAAUAUAAUAUCUUUUAUAUUCUAUUUAUGAUAUCCGUAAUCAAAUGAGAUUAUUUUACCACGUAAGCAUUUUAAAUAAAUGGAUUUUUAGUUUGCAGUUUUAGGAAAAUGCUUUAGGUAGAAAAGGUUCUUACACAUUGAAUUUGGGGUACUACCAACAAUGAAUGAAUUUAUUUUUUAUAUUCUUACACAUUUUAUUGGUCAUUGUCACAGAUACUAAAUACUAAAAAUUUCAGGUCAUUUUGUUUUGAAACUGAAAUUGGAAAUAAAUCUGGAAAUGUUUUGUUGCACUAAAAUAAUAAAAUGAGUUGUACU
This is a messenger RNA of Mandrillus leucophaeus (drill), 1954 nucleotides long. Its product is annotated as UPF0364 protein C6orf211 homolog. The transcript has a single exon. The record is from RefSeq and is a predicted model, not a curated record. Lineage: Eukaryota; Metazoa; Chordata; Mammalia; Primates; Cercopithecidae. Gene Ontology annotation, cellular component: cytoplasm; nucleus. Gene Ontology annotation, biological process: DNA damage response. Gene Ontology annotation, molecular function: phosphatase activity. Bases 1 to 966 code for a protein of 321 amino acids.